This is a messenger RNA of Amphibalanus amphitrite, 6904 nucleotides long. RefSeq lists its product as uncharacterized. The record is from RefSeq and is a predicted model, not a curated record. Lineage: Eukaryota; Metazoa; Arthropoda; Thecostraca; Balanomorpha; Balanidae. Gene Ontology annotation, cellular component: cell surface. The transcript is spliced from 38 exons. Bases 194 to 6379 code for a protein of 2061 amino acids. Gene Ontology annotation, molecular function: heparin binding.
UGGUGGUGCUCUGCGGGACAGCCUACCCGCCGCUGACCUGUGACCGGUCAGCGCCCGGGGCGAUGGGUGGGCCGACUGAAGCGCCGGCGUUUCACAGUGCCAGACCGACUGCCGAGCGGUCGGGUCGGAUCCACUGAGGGACAGCGGAGGCGAUCUGAGAGUUACACAAACUGCUGACAGGAUCAUAAGCAAAAUGCCUUCCUGUCGGCUUCUGUGGAUCAUUGCCGCGUGCCUCCUUGCUGGCGCAUCGGGAUUUAACUUAGCUGAAACGAAAUGGACUAUGGAAGAACUGCCGCCGCUGGAAACCAAGCGUGAUGUCGACAGUUACCUGAACUUCGUUGAGCAAAAGUUCCGAGUGGAUAUGAGCAAGUCGUUUAUGAAGGAGUAUACAAAAAGGAGCGCUGAAGCAGGCGUUUUGCAGACCCAAAUCGAGGGUCUGGGCAGCCCGCGUGUCCUCACUGGUGUGGAUGUUAGCGCCAGCGACUUCUUCACGCUCGAUGGCAGGAACUAUGCGGUCAUCUCGGAACAAACCCUGAACGGUUCGUACAUCGCGCUGGUGAGCCGGUCCGAGGACGGCACCCUGCUGCUGCGGCGGCAGGCCAACUUUUCCGUCAGCAGCUUCGUCGACCACCAGUACAGCGCCGCCUUCCAGGCCAGCCUGCAGAGCACAGUCAUCAGGCUCAAGGCUCACGUUUACAACGGCACGGUAUUUAUCAUGACGGAGCUGGCAGACGGGCGGACCCUGCUGUUUCUCGUCUCCGACCCGCGCCGCUCCUGGCUGCCCAAGUACCAGGACUCUGUGCUCAGUCCCAAUGAGGUCGCCUCAGAUUUCCUGUUCUUCGAGCAGACCAACAAACUGCAUGUGAUAGUGACCGUCAGUCAUCAACGAAUCAGCGGCGUCCUGGUGCCCGCGAGGAGGUCCUACAUCUACCAGCUGGCGCACGGCGUCAAGUGGCUGCAGACGCACGCCGUGUCCACGCCCGGCGGAGCCUCGUCAGUCACCACGUACACGGUCAAACGCUGGACCUACAUCGCCAUCGGACAAACCGACGCUCACAGUCUGCUGUAUCGUCUCCACUGGGACACAGGCUCCCUGGAGCUGUUCCAGUACUUCUCCACCCGUCACGCCAUCGCUGUGGAGGCGUUCACCCAUCACACGCAGACCUACGUGCUCGCCGUCAACCGACUGGGAAACGCCACGGUCUUCUGGUGGACAUCGGACCAGCUGUUUGAGUGGCAGAGUAUCGGCAGCGGCGGCGAUAAUGCCCUGGAACAGGUCCAGUUCGGUCAUGUCGGUACCUUCUACAAUGGAGAGAGCUACAUCUACCUCGUCAGCGGGAAUCGAAUCUCGUUCUUCACGACGUUCAGCUCCCAGACGGGUAACUUCGCGCUGGUGACGACGCACGCGCUGCCGGCUACGACCAGUGUGCGGCAUGUUCAGACUACGCUGGUGGGCCGGGACGGCUACUACCUGCUGGUGUCGACCGGGACGGGCCAGUCGGCCGAGUGGAACCAGUUUCCGCUGAUUGUCAGAGAGGCGGCAGGCGGUCGCCGCUCGGCUACAUCGCAGUCUGCCAGCUCGGACGCGCUGCUCUACUGUCUGGAAGAGGCGGACAAGCAGCUGACCUCGCUGGAGCACCAGCUGGACAAGCUGCUGCAGCUGGCUGAGUCAGUGUUCGUCUGGGAUGAGGACCGUAACAUCACCGGGAACGUCACCGUCACACAGACGCUGACCGUCAGCGGGGCGGCUGAUGUGGCGGAGCUUCAAAUCGUCUCUCACGACCCCACUAGCAGCAGCGAUGCCGGCCCAGUCGACAUCAGUAACGUUCACAGUCAAAUCGAGCGGGGCGAAACUUCACUCAGGGAGCUGAACGCUAGUCUUCAGAACGCAUUGACCGCCUCAGGAAAACAAAUUAUUACGGGUCACUACGCCUUCACGAAUUUGGUGGUCCACGGCAGCCUUUUCGUCAACGAGGCAUCACACAUCGAAACUUUGAACGGGGAAUCGUUCCAGCGCCUGAUGCGAUCGACACUGACCUAUACGGGCCACCAGAUGCUCCACCAGCCUAUCACCAUAGGGUCGGGCUCGGUCAACAGCCUGACUUUGGAUAACGGAGCGACGGUUAACGGCCUGGGGGUCUCAGACCUGAUGUACAUCAGCGGACCGCAGACCGUCUCCGGACGCCACCAGUACCAUCAGGUGGGCGUCAACGGCCACCUCUGGCUCACCGGCACGCUGAACGGCCUGAACCUGACGUCAGUGGUGCUGCAGGGUCAGACCCUCACCGUGCCCGCCGUCCACCUCACCCAGGCCAGCGUCGAGGAGCUGACUGUGACCAAAGUCAAUCAGAGGGACCUGUCGGCGUGGCAGCGGGAAGCGAUCGCCUUGGACCGCUCUCACACUCUGUCCGGUCACGUGAUCGGCGGGUCGGUAGUCUUCUCUGACCUGCGAGUGACGCGGCUCAACGGCCGUCACCUGGACGCCUUCCUCCGAACUCUCUGGAGGUCGCCCAAUGAUGAAGUCGCCGGGACCACCACGCUGCUGAGCCCGGUAUUCGUCCGUGACCUGACCGCCGGCCGGGUGAACGGAGUGGCGCUGACCUCUGACCUGCUGACCACGGACACGUCGCAGACGGUGACCUCCCACCUGCGGGUGGACUCGCUACAGGCCACGCUGAACGUGCUGACCGACUGGGUGAACGGCCUCGACCUCAGCGGAGAGGUGGUGCGCACCACGGGAUACCCCGGACACGUCAACGGUUCUGUGGUAAUCGCCAGCGACCUGGCGGUGACCGGUGACGUCAUUGUCGCCGAUGACGUCACGGUGAACGACGUGGACAUUUCGGUGGUGUCAGCGAUCGCGACCGGCGCCCGGCGCACGCUGCACUUUACACACAGCGUACUGCUGAGUGGCGACUGGUCGGUGACGGGUGCAGUCACCGUGCUGUCAGUGAACGGAUACCGGCUGGACCGACUGGGGGAGGUGUUCUGGACCAGAGAUGGGGACCAGACCAUCGAAGUGCCGGUCACCAUCGCCAACAAGCUCUCCAUCAAGCACAACCUCACCGUCGGCACCAUCAACGGCGCAUCCACGGACUCCUUCAUCGACAUCCAGCGCGGCGGCACCCUCUACAACGACGUCAUCUUCUUGGGUAACAUCACGGUCAGCGAGGUCACGCUGCCGGCGGGCGGCAGGCUGAACGGCCGGGACCUAUCCGAGUUCGCGGCGACUGUGGUGACCAGUGGUGGUGAUCAGCUGAUCAGCGGACAGAAGGUGUUCUCCGGAGCCGUGAGGACGGCCGCGCUGAUGGUGAGGGAGCUGAACGGACUGCGGCUGCCAGAUGAUGUCAUCAUGGUCGACCGAGACGCCAUACAGGCCGGCUCUCUGACGUUCCUCUCGGACCUGGAGGUGGUCAGCAACGUCUCCUCCUCCGGCGACGUGGACGUGCUGGGACUCGUCAACGGCUACCGCGUGUCUGACAUCCUGGCCAACAUCUCCAACGUCUGGGUGAACCGCACCACCAACCAUGUGCUUAUCAUCGAGGGCAACGUACACUUCUACGACGUCCACAUUCUGGAGGAGCUAAACCAGGGCGGCGUGCUGGAGCUGCUGGAGGGCCUGCUGUACACGGAGAGGGACACCCUGGUGCCCGGAGAGUUCACCGUUCAGGGCGACGUCACCUUCAACUCCCAGCUGAACGUGCAUACGGUCAAGGGGAGACCCUGGACUGCGUAUUUAUCAUCGCUGAUUUUAUCUGACGUGGGCGGCACGGUCUCCGGCGUCACCCGCCUGACCUCACUGAUGUCAGUGACCUCCCCGGGUGACAUCCUGGUCACCACACUGAACGGUUAUACGGUGCAGCAGCUGUACAGCCGGUACCUGACGCUGCACACCCACCAGCUCAUCAGGCAGAAGGUCAUCGUUCAGGGGACUGUUGACGCCGAUGUUCUGAAGGUGAACCGGGUGAACGGUGUUCCGGUGAACCAGCUGAUGUUCACCGAUCGAGACAUUCACUUCUACCAGAGCGUCCACUUUUUCUCCGACGUGGCGGCCAACGAGCUGAGUGUCUACGGUGGCACCAUCGGAGACUGCAACCUCACCAAGCUCUGGGAGGAGGGAUUGAGGAAGACCAAUGCAUCCCACACACUAAACCUCUCUGCAUCCAUCGGCUCACUUAUAGUGAAAGGUGACGUCAUACUUAGCCAGGGUGACGUCAUGGGAGAGCUGGUGACGCUGCUUGAUCGCAUCGUGACAAAGACGGGAAACCACACCAUCACGGGCGAGGUGACGUUCCAGCAGCCCCUGGUGCUGACGGAAGCCGAGGUGGUCAGCUACAACGGUAACAACCUGGUGGAACUGUGUGAGGACGCCCUCACCACCGACCUCAAGACGGUGAACCUGAGUCACCCUCUGCGGCUGCUCGGACCGGUGACGUUCCGCGAUGACGUCACUGUCACCGGUGACGUCACGGUUACGUCACUGAACGGGGAGAGUGUGGACCAGUGGCUGGCCUCUCUGGUACUGAGGGAUAGCCAGGAGGUCACUCUGAGCGGGCCGCUGAGGAUCCAGCAGGCGGCUGUGGCCGGACACGUGCUGGCGACCGGCCCCAUCAACGGCCAGCCUCAGUCUCCGUGGGUGGAGCGGGGUGACGACAUUACCGCCAGCAAGCUGUACUUCGACCAGGGACUUCUCAUCAUCGACGAGCUGGAUGUUGCCGGCCUGGUGGACGGCGUGAACGUCACUGACGUCCUGGAGACGGCCGUGGACCUGACGUCCAACGUCACCGUCACGGCAGACGUCACCUUCGCCGGCGACGUCACCGUUUGGAUGCACCUGAACACGCCCGCCAUCAACGACCUGCGCGUGCCCGAGGACGUGCUCGUCAGCUACUGGCUGGAUGGCAUGCAGACCAUCUCCGGCGCCAAACACUUUGACACGCUGGUCGUCGAGGGUGACCUGUGCGGCGCGGUGAACGGGGCGGAGCUGCCCGAGCUCUGCCGACAGCUGCUCAGCUCUGAUCCCACCGCCGUGCAGGUGGUGACGCAGAAACUGGCGUUCCGAUUCCCCCCGGCCAACAUCGAGGAGCCGGUCAGCGGUCUGGCCGACAAUCUGACGGCCGUCACCGCCCUGCUGAGGGAGAGGAAGGGAGAGGUGGCCGUCUGGACAGAGCGGCUGAGGGAGGAGGCCGUGAGGAUCAGAAACAGCGCCGCCGCCCUACUUCAGACGCCAGACUACAGUGUCGACCUCGCCUACCUGCUGGAGGUGCAGCGUCUGCCGAUGCCGCACGCUGUCUCUGUCAGCUCGUCAGGUCGUGACCUGAGGUCGCUGGACGUCCUGCUCCGCUCCCGGGACCGGUGUGACCUGCCCACCGGCUGCCUGUGCCGCUCCACCCACACACUGCAGGUUCAGGGUGACGGCCUGCUGAGUUUCCCGGGCUCUGUCCUCCCUGUUCAGUCGUGGACAUUCCACGUCCGGGAGCUGGAUGAAGUGGUCGCUGUGACCGCUCACACCGAGGGAGACAAUCCACAGUGCCGCUCUCCAAGCCCGUCCCGUGUCUCGGUGACCAGUCGGCCGGCCGGUGACCCCUCGGCCCCUCCCCGUGACCUGUCUUUGGCUGCCACACCUCCCGGUCACCUUAGUGACGUUCAGCUGUUCAGCUUCGACGGGAAACUCUACAUGGUGCUGGCGUACGGCUUCGCUGCAGAGGGUGUCACUCUCAGCCAUCCGGACACUGAGGUGCUGGAACUGGAGGGAUACCACUGGCGGACUGUGCAGAGGCUACCGGCCUUCGGGGCGUACCGCCUCGACCUGACGCUGGCCGGCGGAGUGCCGCAUCUGCUGGUCGUCAACAGACAUAGUCGUGAGCCGUUGUCACUCCAGGGAGAAGUCCAGCUCUGGGUCUGGAAUAAAGAACUGUAUCAGUUCUCGGAGCUGCGGGCACUCUUCCACGCCGACAUCCAGGCGGUGGCCUUCCUGCACGCCCACGAGAAGGUGUUUGUAGUCAUCGCCGACCUGGACGGCCUCACGGUGCUGGAGUACUCUGUCGAGGACAAUCAGUAUGUCGUGUGUCAGUACCUGGCCGAGCCGGGCAUCUCGGCCGUCACGUCAUUUAUAGUGGGCGCCGAGAGCUACUUGACGGUGUUCUCCACGAAGCUGAACGAGCUGGUCGUCUAUCUGGUCACACAUCAGGAGGGUCUGCGGCGCCACUGCUGGUACCCGGCCGCCGCUGUGCGCAGUCUGGCAAUGUACAGCAGCGGACAGCACCUCCUGCUGGCCGCCGUCCACCGACAGGGUCUGGUGGUGUACCGAGUGGUGGUCAGGGGUCGGCUGAGCCUGGUCACCACAUCGGCCGCCCGCCUGCCGCCGCCCACUAGUUGAAGAACCGUCACUAGCGGCUCCGUUGCCCGCUGACACGGUUGGAGCACAGGAAUCGCUGGCUAUUCCCGCCCCACUCGGCUGACUAUGUUGUCCCUGCUCAACUCUGCUGAGCUGAUCUCGCUUGUACUGACUUCUGCCAACAUUAGAGUCGGCUCGCUCGUUGUCAAAAUCAGUUGUUAUAUGACCGAUGUGCUUCCAAAGUUCCUUGUUGAUCUCAUUUAGAGUGUAUGGCCUUGAUAUCAUCUUUUGUGGAACCGUGAUAUACUGUUGUUGGGUGCAAUGAGGCUCAUAUUGUCGCAAUUUGUAGUUGGAUACCUCACAUCGGGAUCUCGCAAUAUACGGCAUUUGUGACUCAGGAGAGAUGGGUGACCAGUUUUGCUGUUAUCAAUUUGCCACUGACUAGGUGAAAGAGAGGAAUGCUGUUUGCGUCUCCCGACAUGGCAAUGCAGUUAGACUAAACAUUACAGACAAGUUUCCUUGUUAUUAUUGAUGUAUUAUUACUUGAAUAUAUGCGCAAUGUUCCUA